Microcebus murinus (gray mouse lemur) is the source of this 2963-nucleotide messenger RNA. NCBI's taxonomy places the organism in Eukaryota, Metazoa, Chordata, Mammalia, Primates, Cheirogaleidae. The record is from RefSeq and is a predicted model, not a curated record.
GCUCUUGGGAUGGGGCGGAGUUCCGGCUACCGCAAGCGUUGGGGCGAGCGGGGAAGUGGGAAUCGUUAGGUUCGUUCUGGACUUGCCGCCCCAUGGCCCAGGCGUCUCGCUCUGGUGGCCUUCUGCCUCCGCUCGCUACCGUUUCCCCACUGUGGGCGCAACCCGGGGGCGCCGGGGAGGAGCAGUGGGAGGGAAGGCGGGCGGGCGCUCUUCGCGGGGAGGUUGGUGGCUGGCCAAGGCUACCGGUUGCCAGGAGCAUCCCCUGUCUGCACCCGCGGCCCGGUGGAGCUCCAGGAGGACAGCCAUGGUUGCUGGAGGAUGUAGGCGAGGACCACGAGGCUGAUGCCGCUGACUGGAGGGGAGAGCCCGCAGCUGGCAGCCCGAUCCCUCCCGUGCUGAGGCGUCUCCGGGCUGUGUUGCUGCGGCUGCACCACGAGCGACAGCAGCUCCUCCAAGCCCGGGACUGCGCCCGCCUCCUGCAGACGGCCGUGUGCAUCCUGAGGACCCCGAGUCCUGGCUCACCGUCCUGCGGCCCUAGCUCUUUGCUCCAGCUGUGCUGCGACCUGCAGCUGCACCAUCCCGGAGGGGCAGCCCUGCGAAUCGGCUUUCAGGAAACUGUGGAGCCGCUACUCCUGGCGCGCCCCAUUGGACUAGCUGCCCAGCGCCUGGAUACUGCCAUCGAGAUGCAGCUUCGCGCUCUGGGUCGGGCGCCCGCCAGCCCACGCCUGUCGUCCCAACUCGCCGAGCUGCUGCUGGCACUUCCCGCCUACCACAGGCUGCAGGGAAAAGCCAUGAGCCACGUCCCAGGGGCUGCGCGUCCUUUCCCCCCUGCCCGUGUGCUCCGACUCUUGACAGGGGAGCGGGGUUGCCAGGUGGCAAGUCAGCUGGGUGAGGCGUUCAGGAGAUCGGGAUUGCGUGACCAGCUCCGCAGGUGGUGCCAUGAGGAGCGGGAGCUGCUACCAGGGCUGCUGGGCUUGGUGGGGGAAGUGGUGGGUUCAGCCAGCAGUAGCCUGGGGCUUGGAGGGGCUGGAGCCCUGUGGAGCCAAUAUUGGACCCUGCUGUGGGGAGCUUGCGCUCAGAGUCUGGACCCAAAUCUGGGACCCUGGAGGGACCUCAGGGCAGCAGCACAACAGCUGAGUCAGGCACUGGGUCAGGCAUCCCUGCCUCAGGAGUGUGAGAAGGAGCUGACUUAUUUGUGUCACAGUCUACUUCAUCAGUCUCUUAUCUGGAGCUGGGACCAAGGUUUCUGCCAGGCCUUGGGAUCAGCUCUUGGGGAUCAGAGCAGCUUUCCCUCAUCCUCGUGUACUGCUGAACUUUUGCAACGGCUCUUUCCUCCUCUCUUGGAUGCCCUUCGAGAACACCGGUCACGACUGAUCGUCUGUUGGUCUCCAGGUCCUGCACCCAUCGCCCUGGGGCUCUGUACUCUGCAGACUACCUUGCUGUGGUUGUCGGGCAGAGCUCAGCACUACCUGGCAACAUGGGCCCCAGGUUCCUUCCUGCUCCUGAUCCAAAAGGACUUACCUCUUCUAUUGCAUGAGGCAGAAACUCUAUCUAGCCUGGCCUCAGAGGAAAGCUCAGCUCUAGAAGUGGAGCAGCAGCUGGGUCUGGAAAUCAAGAAGCUGACUGCACAGAUCCAGCUCCUGCCUGAAAAGUCACUAAGUCUCUUUUCUCAAGAAUGCCACAAACAAGCCAUCCAUGGUUUCAAGAUCCACAUGCCACGGGGUCGGUACUGGCGGCUUCGUCUCUGUCCUGAACUUCCCAGUGUUCCUAGUGAGUAUGCUGGAUUAGUGGUCCGCACUAUACUGGAGCCUGUGUUACAGGGAUUGCAGGGAUUGCCACCUGAAGCCCAGGCCCCUGCCCUCAGUCAGGCUCUGACAGCCAUCUUGGGUGCCUGGCUUGACCACAUCCUCACCCAUGGGAUCCGGUUCAGCCUGCAGGGGGCACUACAGCUCAGACGAGACUUUGGAGUGGUCAGGGAGUUACUGGAAGAAGAGCAGUGGGGCCUGUCCUCAGAUCUUCGCCAGACUCUGCUUAUGCUCAGCAUCUUCCAGCAGCUGGAUGGGGCCCUGCUGUGCCUGUUGCAGCAGCCCCUGCCCAAGUCUCAAGUCCACAGGAGGUCCUCCUGUUGCUUCCCGAAUCCUAAGGAGCCUGGGAUCAGAAGCCAGAAAGUCAGAACUCCCCCGCCAGCUGGAAAAACCAGACAUUUAGAACUGCAUAUUAAAGAAUCCUAGAAUUGAGAGCUCGAAAAAAAGCAAACCUGAGAACCACAAGUGACACAAAGCCUGGACUUAAAGCUACAAAUCCCAGAUCGCUUCAGCACCUGGAAUCCAAAGUAAAGAGCAGAACCACAGCCUGGAAGCUGAAGGUCAGCAUCCUUGGGAAGUUCAGGCCUAGUCUCUCAUCAGUGAAGGCAUCUAAGGGCUGGGAGUGGGAGGAGGGCUAGAGAGUUAGAUCUCGGGAUAGAGAAAGGGAAAGGCAAUAGAGAGCAGAGAGGCUAGAUGCCACUUUCACUAAGUCCCUGGAGCCAGGCUAAAAAGAGUUACUUAAGUAACAGUUAAAUCAUAAGGUGGAAUGAUUUCCUACACCUGAAUCAGUCCCAAGGGCUGUAUUACCCUGUACUUCCCUACCCACUACUGUUUUCAGUCAUUUGAGAAUACUGGGCUGUAAGGACCUUCAGUUUAAGCUUUGGUUACUCAGAGUUCGACAUGUUUAUACUUCAGUUACCUGAAUGGGGUUUACCUCCUAGUAGGAGGAUAAUCCCUGUUGUGAGUAGUGCUCUCUUCUUAGAAGCAGCCAGGAUUUAAGAUGACGUUAACCUAGAUCAGGCACAGCAGGAUAAGGAAGGGAAGAGGCUGCAGAAAACAUAUAUUUUUGUGCAAGGGGGUUUUUGUACUAUUUAUUUAUGGUCUUAACCGUGGUACAAGAGGACUAAUAAUGAUAGGUAGUAUUUAAUGACCAAUAAC